Messenger RNA from Gasterosteus aculeatus aculeatus (three-spined stickleback), 2288 nucleotides. RefSeq names its product GH3 domain containing (gene ghdc). Gene Ontology annotation, cellular component: cytoplasm. NCBI's taxonomy places the organism in Eukaryota, Metazoa, Chordata, Actinopteri, Perciformes, Gasterosteidae. Gene Ontology annotation, molecular function: acid-amino acid ligase activity. The record is from RefSeq and is a predicted model, not a curated record.
CUGCAGACUGCGACCAAAACACGGAAGUGCUUAAAAGGGCUACGAAACCAGAGUUCAAGCUCUUCUGUUGUCGGAAAAAAUGGCAGAUACAGUUUAUUAUUCAUGUGAACAGUGAACCACGCAGAAACGUUAGGUCACAUUAUUUGCCGAAUAUGUCUUUCUCUUUGGUUUGCAUUGCGGUUGUAUCGUUUGUUCUCGCCAUCAUCGGGCACGUCUUGGUGAUGCCGCCUUCACUGCCCUCCGUCCUCGGCGGCACCGUCGGCGUGUGCUCCCUGGUCGGCAUGGCGCUCGUCUGGAGGGACAUGAGUUCGAGGAUGAAGGGCGAUGGUCGGACGCCGGGCAGUCUGCUCAGCCAGUACCUGGCGGUGAAGGGGGUCGGCUGGCUCGGCAGGCGGCAGAGGAGGAAGCUCGAAGCCGACACUCUCGACGUGAAGGGAGUCCAGGAGCAGACGCUGCUGAUGCGCCUGCGCAGACACGCGGACACAAGUUAUGGAAGACAGUACGACUUCAACUCAAUUAAAGACAGUGUUGGCUACCGGGCGCGUCACCCCAUCACCACGUACGAGCAUUACCGCGAGCUCAUCAGACGCAUCGCGGCAGGUGAGGAGAAGGUCAUCAUUCCUGAGAAACCGCUGAUCCUGGCCAUGACCUCUGGAACGUCAGGUGCCAGCGCCAUGCUGCUCAGCACCAAGGACACCAACAGCGAGUUCUUCCUGCAGGGAGUGGCUGUGUGUCUGGAGGCCAUGGGAAGAGCAUUUCCUGCAACAGACAGCCUUCAGCGCACCACCAAGUUUUUCUACUCUCCUACGUUUCGCCAAUCAGAGGCCGGUAUUCCCAUCGGACCGAACUCCUCCACCCCAGCCUCCUCCCGCCACAUGCUUAACCUCUACACCACCCCUGCAGCCGCAUUUGAGGUUCCCAGUGAGAAGGACACCCUCUACUUGCAUCUCCUGUUUGCUCUCAAAGAUCCCAGCGUGGGAACACUGGAGUCCAACUUUGCUUCCACAGUCUUCUACGCUUUCAGUGCUUUACAGGACCGCUGGCAGGAGCUUGUUGAGGACAUAGAACAAGGGAAGGUUAGCAGCACUCUGGCUCUGGAGGCCAAAGUGAGGUCCAAGCUGGAGGCUCUGAUGAAGCCAGACCCAGACAGGGCCGCUCAGCUCCGGGCCCACUUCCAGGAAGGUUUCCGUGGGAUCGCCAAGCGGCUUUGGCCCCACCUCCACCUGGUGCUGGCGGUAGACUCUGGCUCCAAUCAGAUCUAUGGGGAAAUGUUGAGGGAGAACUACUGCCAGGGAGUGCCUUUCUAUUCUCCUUUCUACGCUGCUACUGAAGGUUUGAUAGGGGUGAACCUGUGGCCUCAGGAGCCACAGAGACGCUACAUGCUGUGUCCUCGGUCAAUGUUCUGCGAGUUCCUGCCAGAGAGGAGCUUGGAGGAGGAGACGCCUCCCACGCUGCUGAUGGAGGAGGUGAAGGAGGGCGAAAGCUAUGAGCUCGUUAUCACAAACGCUUCAGGACUCUUCAGAUAUCGCCUCGGAGACAUUGUGAAAGUAGUUGGAUUCCACAACCAGUGUCCCAUCGUUGAGUUUCAGUACAGACGGGGUCAGAUGUUGAGCGUUCGAGGGGAGAAGGUGUCCGAGGCGUUGUUCCUUAAUGCUCUGAAGAAAGCGCUUGCUCAGUGGCCGGGAGCUCAGCUGGUGGACUACUGCUGCGCCGAGAGCGGCAUCAUGGGAGAUUCCGUAGGCGGCUCAGAUCCUCACUACCAGGUGUUCAUGGAGCUGAAAGGUGUGAGAAACCUCACAGAGGAACAAAGAUACAAGUUGGACGUUUGCCUUCAGCAGGACUCUGCUGUCUACAAGUCCUUUCGGGUCAAAGGCAGCAUCGGACCGAUGAGGGUGCAGCUGGUGGCCGAGGGUGCGUUCAAGGAACUCCGCAAACACAUGAUGGCCUUCUCCAACACUUCGCCGAACACCUUCAAAAUGCACCGAGUGCUGCGCAGGAAAGAAUACGCUGAAUUCUUGCUGGGAAGAACUGUUUCCUGAAACGUCCCCUUGUUGGAGAAAGAGACAAAGCUUGUGGACUCUGUGGUGAGCGCUGAACGAAUUAAAUGUCUCCAGUUCUUUCUUUUUUUUUAUCUACUGCUCAUGAUGGAGUUGAUUUUAUUGUGACUUUUUGGAUCGCUACAACACAAAAAUCUAAAUUGCACUUUAUGUUUGAGAAAUUCUGAUUUGACAAAUUGACUUUCUUGACUAUAUGUGUAUUUUUAUUAAAGUGUUUGAGCUUUUACCAUA